Nematolebias whitei (Rio pearlfish) is the source of this 1587-nucleotide messenger RNA. Its product is annotated as cytochrome P450 1A1. The record is from RefSeq and is a predicted model, not a curated record. Gene Ontology annotation, molecular function: iron ion binding; oxidoreductase activity, acting on paired donors, with incorporation or reduction of molecular oxygen, reduced flavin or flavoprotein as one donor, and incorporation of one atom of oxygen; steroid 17-alpha-monooxygenase activity. Lineage: Eukaryota; Metazoa; Chordata; Actinopteri; Cyprinodontiformes; Rivulidae. The transcript has 7 exons. The coding region runs from base 1 to 1587 and encodes 528 amino acids. Gene Ontology annotation, biological process: progesterone metabolic process; hormone biosynthetic process.
AUGGGGCUGAUUCUGUCAGGAAACCUGAUAGUCAGCGAGGAGCCUUCUGCCUCUCUGUCCACUGUUACUGCUGCUCUGUUUCUUCUCACCCUGAUCCUGGUGGUCAUCAGGAUCCAACUGAGCCAGCAGGACUCCCAGUUGGACCACACAAAGUUCCCCGCUCCUCCGGGCCCCACACCCUGGCCCCUUGUGGGCAAUCUGCUCCAGAUGGGGGACCAGAUGCAUCUUUCCAUGACUCGCUUUGGCCUCCAGUAUGGUGAUGUUUUCCAGCUGCGUUUGGGCUCAUUGAGGGUUGUUGUUCUCAGUGGGUUCACCACCAUCAGGCAGGCGCUGGUUCGGCAAGGGGAGGAUUUUGCUGGACGACCUGAACUUUUUACCUUUUCUGCUGUAGCUGAUGGGAACAGCAUGACCUUCAGCGAGAAGUAUGGCCCUGCGUGGUUGCUCCAUAAGAAGCUGUGUAAAAAUGCCCUCAGGUCCCUUUCUCAGGCUGAGCCGAGGGGGUCCGGGGCCACCUGCCUCCUGGAGGAGCAUAUUUGCGCUGAGGCCACUGAGAUGGUGGAGGUGAUUCAGAAACAAGCUGCUGAAGACUCUGAUAUGAUGGGCAUAGAUCCAUCAAUGUCCUUGGUGACCUGUGUGGCAAAUGUUGUGUGCGCCUUAUGUUUUGGGAGAAGAUACGACCACAAUGACAAGGAGUUCCUCACCAUUGUCAACAUCAACAACGAGGUUCUGAAACUCUUUGCUGCAGGGAACUUGGCUGAUUUCUUCCCCAUGUUCCGCUACUUUCCAAGUCCAUCUCUAAGAAAACUGGUCCAAUACAUUCACCGGAUGAAUGGAUUUAUGGAGCGGAGGAUUGAGGAACACAUCAACACAUUUGAUAAGAACUACAUCCGAGACAUCACAGAUGCUCUGAUUGAACUUUGUGAAGACAGAGAAGAGAACAAGCAAACGUCUCUGCUGUCCAACUCUCAGAUCAUCCACACCGUCAUAGACAUCUUCGGUGCAGGUUUUGACACCAUCUUUGAUGGUUUGCAGUGGAGUCUGUUGUACCUCAUCAAGUUUCCUGACGUCCAGGAGAAAAUACACCAGGAGAUAGAUGACCACAUUGGCUCAGCCAGACUGCCCAGGUUUUCAGAUAAGCCUAAAAUGCCGUUCACUGAAGCUUUCAUUCACGAGGUGUUUCGUCACUCUUCAUACGUUCCUUUCACCAUACCCCACAGCACCACCAGAGACACCAUCCUAAAUGGAUAUUUCAUCCCCAAGGAUACGUGUGUUUUCAUUAAUCAGCAUCAAGUCAAUCAUGACGUUCAUCUUUGGGGUGAUCCGGGGAAGUUUCAUCCCGACCGCUUCUUGGAUGCGUCUGGACAGCUGAACAAGGAUCGGACAGAGAAGGUCCUCAUCUUUGGCGUGGGGAAGAGGCGGUGUGUUGGGGAUGGAUUUGCACGUUUGGAGAUGUUUGUCUUUCUCACUACGCUGCUUCAUGGGCUGAAGAUCAAAAACGUUCCUGGACAGAAGCUGGAUCUUGGUGCUGACUUUGGUCUGACUAUGAAACCACAUCCAUACAGGAUUACAAUCUCCUCCAGAUUUUAG